Aspergillus caelatus is the source of this 919-nucleotide messenger RNA. RefSeq lists its product as uncharacterized. The coding region runs from base 280 to 714 and encodes 144 amino acids. The transcript has a single exon. Lineage: Eukaryota; Fungi; Ascomycota; Eurotiomycetes; Eurotiales; Aspergillaceae. The record is from RefSeq and is a predicted model, not a curated record.
CAUCUUUCUGACUGGAUGCCUAACGCUAUCUUAUCCCGGAUUCUUUCGUGCAUCACUAGGUGAGCUCGCCUGGUCAUCACUGAUUCUAAGAAAUUGGCCCGUUACACAUCAAUUCAUCUACCCUGGUGUUGAGGACAAUAUAUACGCUGUAAAUGCAACUUACGGCUUCGAAGAGAUGGCUCAAUACCUGGGAGCAACGGCAAUGAGUGAUCUCUGGACCAACGCAAUCGUCAACCUAGCCCUAGUGAUACUCGGAGUUAUAGUGGCAGCCCAACUCGUAUGGUUAAUCAAAUCGGCCUGGCAGCUGUUUCCAACCCGCGGCUCAACUCACAUGUUAGACCUUCCAACGGAAUUCCUAACUCACAUCCAGCACACGGGCUGGAGUGUCGCACGGGUCCUCUUGAACUACUUCCUCCUUCCCAUCGUUGCCUUAUCUCUCUACCAACCACUCCUGGCCACAUGGUACCCUGUUUACCGCACAUUUCUCGCAGUCUCCUUCGUCGCAGCUCUAGCCGUAUCACUGGCCUUCAUAGUCCGGUACUUGGUCAAGAACGACCGACAAAACAAUUUCUUCCACAAGGGCUCCUACCCGAGAAAUUCCUCCCAAGACUGGCUUUCCGAUACUCUAUACAUGGUCCCGUUCCUGAGGGGGUUAGCAAUCGGCGCUCUACAGACCUCCGGCCUCGGCCAGAUACUCGUUCUUCUAUCGUGUGAAGUCUUCAUAUUAGCCUGUCUGCUAUGGAACUGGCGAGCACAAAGGGCGUGGAGACAUGCUUGCUUCGCAACUGUUCGGCUCGUCAUCAUCGGGAUGAGCUGUGCAUUUCUCCCUAGGGCCGGUGUGCACGAGGGAAAUAAGGCCUUAGUUGGGUACUUUAUCAUAUCUCUACACGCCGCCGUCGUGUUCAUUGGAUUUAUCGCC